AUUAAUUGCCCUCUUUUACAUAUGUCAUCUAUGUAGUUUAGGAUGAAGAACUCUAGACCCAUAACUACUAAUGGUACAAGAAUCUUAGAAAGUAGUGUUAAUAUUGGAAGUAAAUUAAUGUAUAAACAUUAUUUCCAAAUAGUAAAUAACUUACAAGUCCUAAAUUAUCUUCUGAAUACGAAGUUACUUAAGAAGAAAUUAGAUAACUCAAAUUAUAAUUAAAUACAUCAAAAAAAGAGUCAUCCUAAGCCAAAUCUCGAAUAGUUUAUUUAGAAGUAUCCAUAAUACUUAAUUUAGAAAGAAUUACAACGAUAUGAAAAUCUAGUUGAAGAACAUAGUAAAACUAACUAUAAUAAUGAAUCUACUAAAUUACUUAUAGAAAAAACUGCAAUUGUUCAAAAAUUAAGAGCUAAACAUAAAUUAUUAGUCUAAGAAUUACUUGAAAAAAAUAAAGAAAUUGCUUAAUUCAAAAAAUCUACUAAAUACACUACUCUAUAAGAAUUAGAAGUAAUUUAUUAUUAUAAUCUAGAUUGAAAUUUUAAAUUAUGGAGAAGAAAAUCAAAGACUCAGAGAAAAAUUAGAAUAUUACUAAUCUAUUGUUAACCUUCGUACUAAUAAAGAACCUUUAGAAAAAAAAAUUAUACAAUAUGAAAAAACUUAUAAAAUUAUUCAUAAAGAUAAUCAAGAAUUAAUGAAUUAAAUCAAACAAUUAGAAAAUUAAAAUAAGUAACACAAAGUAUUAUUAUAUUUUAAUAUUUUUAGUAAAAAAUUGAAUAAUUAAAUAAAGAGAUAUCUUUAUAACAAUUAGAAAUAUAUAAAUAUUAAGAAUCCAUUAAUCAACUCUAAUCAUAUAAUCAACAUAUUCAAACCAUGUUAGAACAAGAAAAAAAUAAUGAAUAAUAACCCAGCGAAGAAUUAAGGUAAGAAUUUGGUUAGUAAAUUGAAAUUUUAAAAAAUAAACAUAUCGAAGAAUUAGAGUAAUAAAUUCAUUUAUAUAUAUUAGUGAUAAAAAUAAAGAAAUAAGAGAUUUAAAUGCUGAAAUAUAUAAAUAAACCUUGCAUAUUCAAGAAUUAGAAAAAUUACUUGAAUAAUAUGAAGAAUCUAUUAAAGAGAAAUAAUCUUCUAAUUAAUCGCCUAUGUAAAUUUAAAAAAGUUUUUGA
Paramecium sonneborni is the source of this 1160-nucleotide messenger RNA. The record is from the annotation of a GenBank genome assembly. Lineage: Eukaryota; Ciliophora; Oligohymenophorea; Peniculida; Parameciidae.